AUGACCUCGACCUCUGCUAGUCAGCAACCUUCUGGUUCAUCGGCUGCUGCACCGAUCUAUACCACCACAGUACCGCUAGCCAAACCUCCAGAUCCUCUUAAUCUCGAAGACAGGUCACGUAGAGGCGAUAACUGGUUACACUUUAAGAGAGCAUGGCAAAUCUAUGAACGGGCGGCUGGGAUAAGUCAAAAGGACGGCCCAGUCCGUGUUGCUCAUUUUCUUAACAUCGUUGGAAGAGAAGGAGUCCAAUUGUUUGACACCUUUACCUUCGCUGAAGACGAAAGCGCUGACAAUAUUGAUGACGUCCUGGCUAAAUUUGAAUCUCGUUGUUUGCCGCAGCGAAAUCAGACGUAUGAACGGUACCUCUUCAACAAGAGAGAGCAAGAACCAGGAGAAAGUGUCGAUCAAUAUUGCACAGCACUGAUGCGCCUUUCUGAACACUGUGGGUUCCUAACCCUAAGAGACAGUUUGAUAAGAGACCGCCUCAUCCUUGGAGUCAAGAAUGAUCGGUCACGCAAGAAA
This is a messenger RNA of Pocillopora meandrina, 522 nucleotides long. The record is from the annotation of a GenBank genome assembly. Lineage: Eukaryota; Metazoa; Cnidaria; Anthozoa; Scleractinia; Pocilloporidae.